Pieris macdunnoughi is the source of this 1497-nucleotide messenger RNA. The record is from the annotation of a GenBank genome assembly. Lineage: Eukaryota; Metazoa; Arthropoda; Insecta; Lepidoptera; Pieridae.
AUGGCCCAAGCAGGUUCUUCCUGUGAUACAGAGGAUAAGAGAUUAAAUUUAAAAAGAAAAAGAAAUUCAACAGAUGAUGAGGUUGAGAACAUGCCUCCCAUGAAACUAUCAUACAAAGAAGUUGAAGAGCUCUUCGAUCAGCCUGCUCAUAAUGUAGUUGUUGAAUCAUCAUCCUGCUCCAGUGAUGAAGAUGGAAGCGCAGACCAGUCCAAUCAUGUCUACACGGACAUAGAUUAUAAUGCAGACAGUUUUCUUAGCCCACCGAGCAUAUCUGACCUACCAAACUGUGUCCUUAGCCCUCUUGAAAAUGUAGCUAGAGGAGACUCUACUCCACACUCUAAUAAAAGAGCCAGCAGUAAUAAAAUACUAUGUCCAUCACCUCCAAAACGCAAGUGUCCAUUGCCUGGGUUGUCCUGGGCAGACCCGGCUGAUGUGUGGAAGAAUAUGUGUGACUGUGAUGCCAGGUCUGCCAUGAAGAAGAAUCCUAAUAUGUUUGAUAAUCACCCCAAUCUCCAACCAAGGAUGAGAGCCAUCUUACUGGACUGGCUGAAUGAGGUAUGUGCAGUUUAUAAACUUCACCGAGAAACAUUUCACCUGACAGUGGAUUAUAUAGAUAGAUAUCUCUCAAAUACUGCAGACGUGCAAAAAGGAUGUUUGCAGUUAAUAGGUAUUACCUGUUUAUUUAUAGCAGCCAAAAUAGAAGAAGUUUACCCACCAAAGAUUACAGAGUUCGCAUACGUCACAGAUGGCUCGUGUACCACAGAUGAAAUACUUUUAGAGGAACAACUUGUACUCAAAAUUUUAUCGUGGAGUCUCACACCAAUAACUAUUAAUAGCUGGCUUAACAUUUACUUACAACUCGCCAGUGAAGGACGCAGCGCGAAAAGAAGACUGAUAGGUGAAAAAGAAGUAGGCGUGAACGCGUUACGGGGCUACACAUUCGUAUUCCCGCAGUAUUCGUCUCUGGAGUUCGUAGUCUGCGGUCAGCUGGUCGACCUGGCGGUGUUGCACGUGGACGUAAAUAAGUUCGCGAAUAGUGCGAUCGCGGCUGCGGCCAUUGCGCACGCGUUUUCACGAGACUUGGCUUUGAGGGUGUCAGGCUACAGCUGGGAAACGCUGGAGAGCUGCCACCGCUGGAUGUCGGCGUUCGCGGCGGGGGUGAGGGCGGAGGGGGCGGAGUGUGUGGUGCGGGGAGGGGACGGAGAGCACGUCCAGAGAGCGGCAGAGCUCUCGCUCAUCUGUCCCGACCUCAACAUGGACGAGAGCCAUCGCAUCCAGGCGCACAACGUCACCUUGGACAUGUUUGACAAAGUGUUUCUACAGCUGCAAGAACACACUAAUACACAGGACACGGGUUCAUCAUCGCAAGAGCACUUGUACCCUCCGACCCCGCCGCAGUCCGACCACAAGAGCCCCAAAACCCCGGCAGCCAAGACCCCCUCGACGAGGCAUAUUUCCCCCCUUGCCGGAGAUAAGACUGACUCAAGUGUGAUUUAG